This is a messenger RNA of Xenopus tropicalis (tropical clawed frog), 3626 nucleotides long. It is a transcript of the gene qng1, whose product is annotated as Q-nucleotide N-glycosylase 1. Lineage: Eukaryota; Metazoa; Chordata; Amphibia; Anura; Pipidae. The record is from RefSeq and is a predicted model, not a curated record. The coding region runs from base 410 to 2779 and encodes 789 amino acids. The transcript has 4 exons. Gene Ontology annotation, molecular function: DNA binding; tRNA-guanosine(34) queuine transglycosylase activity.
CCCUGUCCCUUUCUCUGCCCCCAGUGAUGCUGUAGUGACGCUCCCACUGCCUCACGCGUGUUAUUCCCAAUGACGCUGCCGUGACGGCUUCCCUUCCUUUUUCUUGCGCACCCAGUAGCUGAGCUGCCCGGGGGAUAUCACGGACACACUCUCUGCGCAAUUUCCUGUUUCAUUUAUAGUCGUUAUUUGGGCUGUCGGCCUGAAGAAACUUAACAUUAGAAUGGUGCACAGACAUUUUAAACUCUAACCAGACAGCAGAAAAUAUAGGGUAGAAAGAGUAUCCAGUGCCUCGGCAACCUGCUAACAAACUCUACCAUCUCAGCCAUUAAGCACUGUAGAAGCCAGAUCAAGACUUCCUAGUGCAGGAAUCUGCAGCCAAUCGACACUACUUGCAGAUGUGAAUUACCACAUGACUCUUGCACCCUUUCAUUCUGGAUAUACUGACAGUUCCCAGUUCGGUAUGCCAAAGUGUAUUGUAAAUGGAUGUUCCCAUGGCAGCAGAGGUAAAACCCCAUCUCCAAAUGUGGUACUGCAUGUGUUUCCUGGAAAUAUUGAUAUUAUAAAAAGAUGGCUUGUAGCUAUUGGGCAAAACUUUGGUGACUUGGACACCUAUGCUCAAAGAAUUAUAGAGGGCAAGAAAACUGAUUCCUUCCGAAUUUGUUCAUGUCACUUUACUGAAGAUUCUUACACUUUUCAAGGAAGAAGAAAGGCUUUAAAGAAGUCAGCAACUCCCACAUUGUUUCUUUGGAGUGGAUCUGCUUCAGAUGGAUGUAAAGCAGUCCCUGCAAAGAGAGCCCGUAAUGAUAAAGGUGACCAAUGUGAAUCUCUGCCUUUUCAGUCUCACCAGAACUCAGCAUCUAAUUCUUUCUCACAGCAAACAAUUACUGGCCAGACAAAGAAGAAAACUAUAAAAAUCAGGCGUAGUAAUGAUUCUACCUGUACAAAACAAAAUUCCUGUAAGAGGAAUGCUUCAACUCAAACAAUAUUUGAAAAUGGGGAUGCAGUUACAUCCUACUAUUGCUCGCAGUGUGCUUCACCACUCAAUAAAACUAGUGUUACAUCAGUUCAGACAUUGAAUUUGCUGCCCUCAGAACCGGCAUACAGCAAAAUUCAUUUAGUUGAUUCUGAAGGGCAAUCUGAAUGUAAAUCUAAACCUACUAUUUUUCAUGAUAUUAAAAUGGAAAUUGAAGACGCUGAGAACACUUUAUCAGAUGACGGCACAGAUACAUCAAGUAGCAUUGGUGAUGAUUCCGACAUAUCUAAACAUAGUGAAGAUAGCCCCAUAUUCAUAGAAUAUGAAAGUGAGGAAGAUGAUGAAAUAGAUCAGUCAAUAGAACCUUUUGAUGUUUUAAAUACUGCUAAGGAUCCGGUGGAUGAUCACACUUUCCUAGUUUAUGAAUCUUGCCUUGAUAAAUUGCUAUUGUCUUCAAGAUGUGGUAGAGAUCCAAACUGCUAUUCACCAAUAAAAAAAUUGAAAAAGUAUGUAUAUGGAUCAUUCUUAACUGUCAAAGCGGUAUGUCAGAGUGGACACCAUUUUCAUCUUUGGGACAGUCAGCCUCGUAAAGGUUCCAUAUAUUAUGGAAACCUGCUGAUGUCUGCAUCAAUCCUUCUUAGUGGUUCUGACUUUGCAAAAGUUUAUGCCAUGAAUAAGCUCUUGAAGUUAAAACAAAUGUCGCCAUCUGCUUUCAAGCGAUAUCAAUCAAAUUAUUUCAUUCCAGUUAUAGACCACCACUGGAAGACUGAGCAGGACAAACUAAUAAAGCAUAUUUCAGGGAAAUCUGUAUUUCUUGUAGGAGAUCAUGAUAUAAACAUCCCUGGUAGCUUUUCUAAGUACUGCACAUAUUCACUCAUGGAAGGCGCCUCCAUGAAGAUUAUCAAUUAUAGGGUGGACCAAGUUUCUUCUACCACUUCCUCUGCUGAUGCUGAAAAACAGUCUUUUCAGAAAUCACUGGAUGAACUCUUGGAAAAAGAUGUUAAGGUGAAAAGCAUAUGUACAAAUCGUCGCAAGGCAAUAAGAAAACUUAUUUAUAAAGACUAUUCCGACAUACUACAUAAAUAUAAUAUUGACCAUAUUAGCAGGUCUUUAAGGAACAAACUGUCAUCUGCUAGUAAACAGAAAAACUGUAGUCAGAUAUCACAGUGGAUUAAACCCGCAGUCAGUCAUCUAUUGUGGGCCUCUCAGACAUGUGAUGGUAGUGCUGAUUUGUUGAAAAAGAAGUGGCAAUCAUUACUGAAUCAUGUUACAAAGGUGCACAAAUGGGAGACUUCUCAGCAAUUCCAUGGAUGCACACAAGAAAAUCUGAGUGCGAGGUGCAAAAGAAAGUGGAUGAAAUGUGGUUCAACAGCAUUCAACAGAUUCAAAGAAAUUGUUAUGUCUGCUCAACUCAUCAGAGACCUCAAUCAUCUUUCAGAGUUCUGCCAUACAGAUGAACUAAAGCUAUACCACAGUAAUCUCCUUAAAUAUCGGCCAAGAACACUUCACUCCAUGGAUGACGUGGUUGUCCGCACUCAACUUGCAGCUCUUGAUCAUAAUUACAAUGUUCACAGAGGAAAAGCACAAUGGAAUGAUACCGAUGUGCAGGACCCUUCUGCUGGUUUACAGCCUAAAGUAAGAAAAUGUGUCUUUGAUGUAGCUUCAAAAGCUUUCCUUUUGGUCAUCCUGAAGGAUAUUGUGAGGUAUGUGGAAGGAGAAGUCAAUAUCGAAAGGCAAACUUUAAGUGACCGACUUCCUGACAACCCUUCACUGGAACACAGGCCAAUGAAGAAUGAAUCAUGGUGAAAUGGUUCACACAAUUAACAAGACCUAUUUUGUGGAUUUCUUGCUAUCCGAGGAGUGACUUAAAAUCAUGUUUUUUUUUUUGUUUUGUUUUUUUUUAUAUAAAAGCUUUUUAUUCAACUAAAUUCUUUCCAUCGAAUCAGUCACGAAAAUGCCAGUGCAUGCAAGUGAUAUCCUGAUCCUGUGCAUUUUUAAAGUGGCAGUAUACAUCUCUGUUCUGUAAUAAGGAAAUGGAAUAAAAGCAAAAGUGUAUUCCAACUGUGAUAAAUUCUGAUUGCUAGUGAUGAGCUUUGUGUGUGCGUUGUCACUGUGUAGCGGCCACACUCAGAUCAGCAUUGUGUUAUUGCUGUUUUCUACAAUGAUAUCCUAGGGCAGGGGUCCCCAACCUUUCUUACUCUCCACUCCCUGGGCACUAGAGCUGAGCUAACCAGGUCCUCUGAUGUCACUGUGGACCAUUCAAUUACACUGGGAAAUGGUGACUAAUACAUUUCUGAGGGGUAAUCGCCUGGCCCACAGGUCCACUAUUAGGAUCAAAGCUUUUCCCACAUUAGUCUAUAAGCAGCAAAUUGAAAUGUAUUGCUGACUGACCGUCUGUCUACCCAUCAAGCUGCCCUAAAAGAAAAUAUAUUGCAGCCAGUCACCAAAUUCUGUGGCACUUUCUUUACUUUUUCAUUGAACUGGAAGUGACUGACAGAUUUCCUUAGACAUCUCAGAUUCAUUACCUGUUUAAGAUCACUAAUUUAGAAGUUUAGUUUUGUAUAUAAUUAACAAAAUUAUAAUAUGUAACUGAAGUAAAGUUUUGUAGUCCUAUUUUUUCUAUUGUGUUUAAUAAAAUGUAUUUUGUACUUAA